UCCAGAUAGUGUCACAUGUUCAUAGUGUUCCCCUCAAGGAUGACAGCAAUGAUGAAAGCUCUUUCGAUCUUUUUAUUGUUAUUUUAUCUGCGACCAUGCGAUACGUGGACAAAAUGGUUUACUUAUCGACAAAUAAAGUCGGAAACAUCCAUUCAAGAUCAAGAAGAAAGCGUGAGAGGUUUAAUUACGAGGUUACUUCAUCGUCGAGCUUCAGAGUUCACAGUCAUUGUAGAUUUGAGUCUGGUGCCGUUAGGACAAGAAGCUUUCACCAUCGAAACAGUUCAGGAUAGGCUUGUGCUUAAAGGGACAACAGGUGUCGCAGCAGGAUGGGCAUUUCAUCACUACCUUAAGUACUUUUGUGAAGCUCAUAUCUCGUGGAAUGGUAAUCAACUGGAGACAAUACCGACACCGCUUCCCCGCGUUACACCACGAGUGAAAAUCGUUAUACCACACAGAUUCAGGUAUUAUCAGAAUGUAUGUACAUCGAGUUAUUCGUUUGUUUGGUGGAACUGGACUCGCUGGGAACAAGAAAUUGACUGGAUGGUAAUGAAUGGUAUCAACUUGCCACUGGCAUUCACAGGUCAGGAAACCAUUUGGCAACGCAUCUACAAGAGACUGGGCCUAACGCAGCAUGAACUGGACGAGCAUUUUGCUGGUCCAGCAUUUCUCGCUUGGUCCCGUAUGGGUAACGUAAAAGGAUGGGGAGGACCAUUACCAAAGCCUUACUGGUACCAGAGACAGCUUGCUUUGCAGCAUAAGAUAAUACAACGCAUGCGCAGUUUUGGAAUGAUCCCAGUCCUACCCGCGUUUGCAGGUCACGUACCAAAGGCCUUAGCACGAGUAUUUCCACAUGCUACCAUGACAACAUUGAGUCGCUGGAGUCACUUCAGUCCACCAUAUGUCCCAACUUACCUCUUGGACCCUAACGAUGAACUGUUUAAGACUAUUGGAAAGAUGUUCAUUGAAGAGCAGAUACACGAAUACAACGGAACAGGUCACAUUUACAACGGCGACACUUUCAACGAGUUGCGACCGAACACAUCAUCUCCCAGUUACCUCUCGCAAACAAGUAGAGCAGUAUAUGAAGCCAUGGCUAGCGGAGAUGAUAAGGCCGUCUGGCUAAUGCAAGGAUGGAUGUUUUUGAACGAUCCAAAAUUCUGGCAAUCAUCUCAAGUUCAGGCAUAUUUACAAGGAGUACCAAAAGGCAAGAUGAUAGUGCUGGAUUUAUAUGCUGAGAUUUCACCAGUUUGGAAAAAAACAAACUCAUUCUAUGGUCAACCGUUUAUCUGGUGUAUGCUUAAUAAUUUUGGUGGGAAUGUCGGCAUGCACGGAACGCUGCACACUAUCGCUACAGAGCCAGUUAGGGUGCACCAACAACAUGACAACAUGCUUGGGAUUGGCGUCACUCCCGAAGGUAUUGAGACUAAUUAUGUAGUGUAUGAUCUUAUGUUGGAGAUGGGCUGGAGAGAUAAACAGGUACAAGUAGGGGCAUGGUUGAAGAAAUACACGAAGCGAAGAUACGGGGCCUGGAACCAAAACGUGGAUAUGGCGUGGAAGGCACUCGCCCAAAGUGUGUACAACGACACUAAAGGCUUCGCCAGACAUUGUAAAGCAGUUCCUGUCAUGAAGCCGUCACUCAAUAUAAAACCCGACUAUUGGUACGAGCCGUUCUUCACUGUGGAGGCCUGGGACGGAAUGAUAAAAGCGGCGCCCAAGCUUAUCCAUUCAACAACGUUCAGUUAUGAUUUGGUGGACAUCACAAGGCAAUUUUUUCAAUCGUUUUCUUAUCUGUUUUAUCAAAACGUCACAUCGUCCUAUAAAUCAAACGAUCUUCGGUCGCUACAGCUCGAGAGUGCUAAAUUCAUCGAUCUUUUAUAUGAUUUGGACCUAGUCCUUUCUAGCAAUCGCUUCUUCCUACUCGGACGUUGGUUAAACGCUGCAAAACGUAUGGCGCACUCUCCGACUGCCGAAAAACUUCUGGAGUUCAACGCACGAAAUCAGAUCACAACGUGGGGUCCACACGAGAACAUUGAAGACUAUGCGAACAAAAUGUGGAGUGGACUGGUGAAAGAUUUUUAUAAACAACGCUGGGCAGUAUUUGUCGGUUUCUUAAUGAAAUCUCUUAUCUGGAAAGAGCCAUUCAAUUUAACCGCUUACAAUGACGACAUAAUGAAGUUUGAAAAACUUUGGACGACCACUCGCGUUCAUUAUCCUGAACAUGCGCAAACAGACACAUUAAAGACUGUCAUGUUUCUUUACAAAAAAUACAGAAAAUAUGGCGAGUUGGUAGCGCCCAAGCAUUUCUAGACUUUUGAAAACCAAUUUGAGCUGAAAAGAAAGACUUCUACAUAAUCUUCACUUAUACCAUAGAUAAUACUUUUUCUAAUCGAUAAAAUUACAAAUAUGUAAAGUUGUAUAACUAAAACGCUACACAAUAUCAGAGUUUAUCUAAAGAAUACAUUACUUCGUUAACCGAUCUUCUGUCAACAACAA
Messenger RNA from Xenia sp. Carnegie-2017, 2493 nucleotides. Its product is annotated as alpha-N-acetylglucosaminidase-like. The transcript is spliced from 8 exons. Lineage: Eukaryota; Metazoa; Cnidaria; Anthozoa; Malacalcyonacea; Xeniidae. The coding region runs from base 16 to 2307 and encodes 763 amino acids. The record is from RefSeq and is a predicted model, not a curated record.